Molecule: messenger RNA, 663 nt
Organism: Kockovaella imperatae
Lineage: Eukaryota; Fungi; Basidiomycota; Tremellomycetes; Tremellales; Cuniculitremaceae
Exons: 1
Coding region: 261-506 (81 amino acids)
Source: RefSeq, a predicted model, not a curated record
CCUUGGUGUCACUCGUGUGAAUCUGAUUUUUGGCGAUUGGCGAUCCAUUGUUCUCCCUUCAAAAGUGGUGAGAUCCAGCGGAGUCUCCAAGUCCGAGAGUCCGACAGACACUGUGAGAUAGAGUGAGACUAUAAAACACUCGGCAGAGUCAUGUUUUUCCUGCCCUUCCAGACUUUCCACCUGAUCGCCUCAGAAUCCAAUCAUCUGUCGAUAUACUGGCCACUACCCCCCGUCAAGAUCCCCUUUCAGCACUACAUAUCAUGUCAAACACUAGUGAAGCGCCGCUCUACAAGAGCACUGUGUUCAGUACGACAUCUGGUCAAUGGCUAGACACGGAACAAGGUCAAACGCUGUACGCGAAGUAUUAUGAUGGAUCAGUAGACACCAAUGGCCCUAUCGCUUAUGUGUCGAGUUCUCAGCAGUUCAAGCAUUCGACCGCACCUACGCGAACGCGCACCAACUCUUCAGGAUCCAUCAUAAUCACCGAGCGGGUAGAGAAGAAGUGACCUGCAGUGAUGUUACGAGGGACGGAUAAGAGCUCUGUCCCGGCCGAGGAUGGUCUUGGCAAGGUCUAGAGAACAAUAAGCACCAAUGUCCAUAAGCAUGGACCUUCGACCGAGCCAGGAUCGUAUAUAGAGGUACUGCAGGUCUGGCGAGAUCGAU